Bursaphelenchus xylophilus (pine wood nematode) is the source of this 1355-nucleotide messenger RNA. The record is from the annotation of a GenBank genome assembly. Lineage: Eukaryota; Metazoa; Nematoda; Chromadorea; Rhabditida; Aphelenchoididae.
AUGAUAUGGUCGUUCACUUCGCUGACUUUAUGCACUAUGGUAAUGGCCUCAUUUGAGCUAGAAUACUUCGAGUUCUACAACUUUACAAUCUCCCGAGGGAUUGUCGAAUUUCUACAGGUAAACCCUUGGCUUCCAUGCAAAAAAGAAGAUUUUUAACGAAAGUUACUCUAUUUAUAUGUAAAGUAGUAUUCUAGAUGCCAAGCCUGACCUUUUACCUUCAAGUCUCUUCAUUUCUCCUUAUGCAAACCUACAUCAUUGCCACGUAUUUCCGGUUUCUCUUUCGUUUCGCGCAAGGAACAAUGAAUCGCAGGCUGACACAGUUCUUGUCCACUCGAAACGGCAUCUAUAUCAUUUUUUUGAUAUGCCAAAUUACCUAUAUUCCGACGGUCCUGGAUGUGAUUAGAAGUGUGGGUGAUGGCAAAGACUUUCAAGAGCAAUUUCCAAGCAAAAACCUGGCUGUAAAAGAGUAUCUUCAGAGUCACAGUGUCACUGCCAUUCAGGUGAGUUAAUAAAGGAGGAGCUUGCCGUAUAUUAUAUUACUAGUAUUAUUUUCAUAAAGUGCAUAGACUUUUUUUCGCUUUCGUAUCGGCAAAAUCAGUUGCAUUUGAACCUUUUUCCAUGCUUGUCGCGAACGCACCGCGAUGCGGUUUUUGAUGCAACAGAGAGGCUCAUUAUUUUCCCGACAGACUGACGUUUUAUCAGUCUGUCGGGAACGUGCUUCGAAAUCGCCCAUCAUCGUUUUGCGACGGCUGCCGAAGCUGGGGAUUUGGUGCGCGACUUCACCCUUUUUUCGACGAGGCGAGACAUUUUGCCGUUAUUUUCCCGACAGACAGAUACGAAAGCAGCCAAGAUGUUCAAAAAUAUUGGCAUAGUAAUAGAUAGAAUUGCAAGAGAAAAUCUCAGAGUUUCGAAGGCUUUUGAUCCCAAACAGGCCAUUCCUUACAACGUCUACAUCUUUUCAGUCCGGCUCAUUCGUGCGCAACUUUGAGCUCGUCGCGAAUCCCCUCUGCAUAAUCUUCGGAUGUAUCUGCACCUACAAGUCCUACGUGUUCCAACGAAAUCCUUAUCCCAAGAUCAGUGAGAGGACUCGCCAAACAUAUCAUCGUCAAACCAUGGGGCUAUUGUCCGAAGAGUUCUUUGAAUUGGUGUAUUUCUUCGCACCCUACGUCUGCAUCCCUGUUUAUUUGCCAAUCGAAAAGCACCUGAUCGGAUAUUACAUAAUUUAUCGAAUGUUUUACGCGUUCCCCGCGAUCGUAAUGGUCUUCAAUUUGACAUUUUAUAAGGAGUAUUUGGAAGGAGUGAGAGAAACUCUUGGAAUUGUCAAAAACAAGGUUCAAAUUCCGAGCUUGGCAUAA